This is a messenger RNA of Alternaria conjuncta, 1782 nucleotides long. RefSeq lists its product as uncharacterized. The coding region runs from base 1 to 1782 and encodes 593 amino acids. The record is from RefSeq and is a predicted model, not a curated record. Gene Ontology annotation, molecular function: transmembrane transporter activity. Gene Ontology annotation, biological process: transmembrane transport. NCBI's taxonomy places the organism in Eukaryota, Fungi, Ascomycota, Dothideomycetes, Pleosporales, Pleosporaceae. The transcript is spliced from 5 exons.
AUGGCACAACGAGAUGCUAGCCCAGACAGCUUCGCACAGGUCCAGGCCGGAAUUUUAGAGAGAGACAACGAGAAGGACGGUGGUGUAUUGUGUACAGGAUCUUCUUCAAGCACAGCGGCCACCUCAACCUCACGCACCUCCCCAACCCAGACAAAUCCUCAGACCGACGUCGAAGCCCUCCGCCACGAUGCCUCGUCCUUGAGCCGCGCUCACACGUCAAAGAGUCAGCAUUCGCAAACAGUUGGCGACGCCGCUCGUGGUGGCCUCGGUGUCUUCCGCAGCAGGUCUUCUCGCUCUCGCCCACUACCAGCGUUCGGCGCAGGAAAACCGUAUCCUCCUCCUCUCGGCAACCAAGAAGACUAUGUCGUCGAGUUCGAUGGCGAAGAUGAUCCGUUGCAUGCGCAGAACUGGGCGUUGGGGAAGAAGUUGUUUACUGCGCUUAUGUUGGGAUUUACGACAGUCACAGCAUCAUUCGCUAGUUCGAUCUUCAGUACCGCGACGAGAGCUAUCGAGCUACAGUUCAACGUCGGCUAUGUGGUCGCUACACUGGGUACAUCGUUGUACAUCCUAGGAUUCGCCACGGGACCCGUUCUCUGGGCACCUUUCUCAGAGCUCAAGGGAAGGAGAUUGCCGCUUGUGGUGGCAUCGUUUGGCUUCUCGGUCUUCAACAUUGCGUGUGCGACGGCCAAGGAUCUGCAGACUAUCUUGAUCUGUCGAUUUUUCGCGGGGUUCUUUGGCGCGUGUCCGAUUACCAUCGUUGCCGCAGUCUUCGCCGACAUGUUCGCCAACAGGACGCGUGGAAUAGCGAUCUGCUUGUUCAGUGUAAUGGUCUUUACAGGUCCUUUCCUCGCUCCUUUCAUCGGCGGCUUCAUCGUCAUGUCGAAUUCGUGGCGAUGGACUCAGUACCUUGUCUCCUUCAUGGGUUUCGCCUCCUUCACCCUCAUGCUCCUCUUCCUCGACGAAUCCUACCCACCCAUCAUCCUCGUCGCAAAAGCCGCCGAACUGCGCCGCCGCACAAAGAACUGGGGCAUCCACGCCAAGCAAGAAGAGAUAGAAGUCGACUUCCGCCAACUUAUCGAGAAGAACUUUUCGAGGCCCCUGAGGAUGCUGGUUACGGAGCGCAUUGUGCUGCUGCUCAGUAUAUACAUCGCCUUCAUCUACGGAUUGCUAUACCUCUUCCUCACGGCAUAUCCGAUCGUAUUCCAGGGCGUCCAUGGCAUGAACCCCGGUGUUGGUGGUCUUCCGUUCUUCGGAAUGAUCAUUGGGGAGUUGUUUGCCGGAGUGUUUAUCUUUGCGAGACAGCCGGGAUACCAGAAGAAGCUUGCUGCGAACAACAAUGUUCCUAUCCCGGAGUGGCGGUUACCCGAGGUUAUCGUGGGUGGUGUCGCUUUCGCGGGAGGCUUGUUCUGGUUCGGAUGGACUGGGUAUCGCGCGGAUAUCCAUUGGAUCGUGCCUACGUGCUCUGGAUUGCUCAUCGGAUUUGGCAUCAUGAGUAUCUUUCUGCAGUCGUUCAACUAUAUCAUCGACGCCUAUCUCAUGUUUGCCGCUUCGGCGAUUGCAGCGAACACGUUCCUUCGUAGCAUAUGGGGAGCAGCGUUUCCUCUCUUCGCGAAAGAGAUGUUCGAGGGUAUGGGCGUUGAAUGGGCUUCGACUCUACUUGGAUGUUUCGCUGCUGCGAUGAUACCUGUGCCAGUUUGGUUUUACCUCCAAGGUGCGAAGAUCAGAGGUAAGAGCGCGUAUGCGCCGACGAGUAAGCCGGCGUCCGCGCCUUCGGAGGAGUGA